CACCAUAACUGCCUCAACAGUCUCAUCUCACUGGCCACUGCAGCAAGCAAUAACGUCUUCUACUGGGCUCUCAUCAGCGAUCCGUAUUCAGAAGAGAAAAGAUCUGCAUUUUCACUGUCAGUGGUACCUGCAGAGAGAGAGAGAGAGGAUGGAGGAGAUGUACACCGUGAAGGUGGGGGAAGCAACUCCGGCCGCCGGCGGCAAGCCGUCGGCCGGGCCCGUCUACCGGAGCAUCUACGCCAGGGACGGCCUCAUGCAGCUGCCUGAAGAUAUCCUGUCCCCUUGGGACUUCUUCAGUGGAGCAGUCAAGCAGUACCCCAAGAACAAGAUGCUGGGCCAGCGCAAAGUUUCAGACGGCAAGGCCGGCGACUAUGCCUGGCUAACAUAUGAACAAGUUAAUCAGAAGGUCCUGAAAAUAGGAUCAGCCAUAAGAAGCCUGGGUGUUAAGCCGGGUGGUCACUGUGGCAUAUAUGGAUCCAACUGUCCAGAAUGGAUUAUGGCCAUGCAGGCUUGCAACAGCCAAGGAGUAUGCUAUGUUCCAUUGUAUGACACCCUUGGUGCAAAUGCAGUUGAAUUCAUAAUGGAUCAUGCUGAGAUCUCUAUAGCAUUUGUGCAGGAGAGCAAGAUAAAAUCAGUACUAUCUGUAGUCCAGAAGUGCAGAGCUCACAUCAAAGCCAUUGUCAGCUUUGGAGAUAUGGCAAGUGAAUUGAAAAGGGAUGCUGAACAGUUAGGAGUAUCUUGCUUUUCUUGGGAAGAAUUUUCUUCAAUGGGAAAACAAAAUUAUGAACUUCCCAAGAAACAAAAGGAUGACAUCUGUACCAUCAUGUAUACAAGUGGAACAACUGGAGACCCAAAGGGUGUGAUAAUCACAAACAGGGCUCUAAUUGCUGGUGUAAUGACCACAGAACAUCUUCUGAAAGUGACAGACAAAGUGGUGGCUGAAGAUGAUUCCUACUUUUCCUAUCUUCCAUUAGCACACAUAUUUGAUCAAGUAAUUGGAAACUACUGCAUUUCUAAAGGAGCCUCCAUUGGAUUCUGGCAAGGGGACAUUAGGUAUCUCAUGGAGGAUGUGCAAGUGAUGAAACCAACAGUAUUUUGUGGUGUUCCUCGUGUUUAUGACCGUAUAUACACUGGUAUUAAUCAGAAAAUCCAGUCUGGAGGGAUGAUAGCUAAAAGCCUUUUCCAGUAUGCAUACAACUACAAACUUGGCAAUUUGCGCAAAGGGUUGAAACAGCACGAAGCAUCGCCAUUUUUUGACAAAAUAGUUUUCAGCAAAAUAAAAGAAGGGCUUGGAGGCCGCAUACGCCUCCUGCUAUCAGGGGCAGCACCUUUGCCAAGACAUAUUGAAGAAUUCAUACGAGUUACCAGCUGCAGUGUCCUUGUACAAGGAUAUGGGCUAACUGAGAGUUGCUCAGGAUGCUUUACAUCAAUUGCCAAUGUGGUUUCAAUGAUUGGAACAGUCGGUCCUCCUGUGACGACGAUCGAGGCGCGGUUAGAAUCCAUUCCAGAGAUGGGGUACGACGCGCUCUCAAAUGCGCCGAGGGGUGAGAUCUGCUUGAGGGGUGACACCUUGUUCUCUGGGUACUACAAGCGCCCUGACCUCACAGAGGAAGUGUUCUCAGAUGGUUGGUUCCAUACAGGUGAUAUUGGAGAGUGGCAACCAGACGGCACGAUGAAGAUCAUCGACAGAAAGAAGAACAUUUUCAAGCUGUCCCAAGGGGAGUAUGUAGCAGUGGAGGUCCUGGAAAGUGCAUACAUGCAGUCUCCUCUCGUUACAUCGGUUUGGGUCUAUGGAAACAGCUUUGAGUCCUUCCUUGUUGCUGUGGUUGUCCCUGAGAAGCAAGCAAUUGAAGACUGGGCUGCACAAAACAACAAGACCGGUGACUUUGCAGAAUUGUGCAACGAUCUGAAGGCAAGAAUGUACAUUCAGGACGAGCUAAACAAAACCGGCAAAAAACUAGGGUUGAGAGGCUUUGAGAUGCUGAAGGCAAUUCACCUUGAGACAAUGCCAUUCAGCAUAGAGAAGGACCUGGUGACUCCAACUUUUAAGCUCAAGAGACCCCAGUUGCUCAAAUAUUACAAGGAUCGCAUUGAUCAGCUGUACAAGGAUGCCAAAAUGGGAACUAAACAGUGAUGGUGAAACAGAACCAUGUGGUUAUGAAUUUCAUCAACAUUACUGAGAAGGAAUUAGAGUACAUAUCAAUAAUCAUGAUUCAAGAGUGAAGGCAUGUCUCUAGAUGUAAAAACAGAAACUGUGCUGGUUUAGUGCUGGAGCUUGUGAAAGCUCAUACUAAUGUUACAUACAUCUAGAGUUCUGUCGUAGGGUCAUCCAUGACCUGAUUCGACGCAAACUUGUGCGUUCAACAGAACAAAAAUAUAUGAAUGAAGGGCAACGCAUCGGUGUA
Messenger RNA from Oryza brachyantha (malo sina), 2405 nucleotides. Its product is annotated as long chain acyl-CoA synthetase 2. Gene Ontology annotation, molecular function: long-chain fatty acid-CoA ligase activity. The coding region runs from base 149 to 2134 and encodes 661 amino acids. Gene Ontology annotation, biological process: cutin biosynthetic process; wax biosynthetic process; fatty acid metabolic process. Gene Ontology annotation, cellular component: membrane; endoplasmic reticulum. The transcript is spliced from 19 exons. Lineage: Eukaryota; Viridiplantae; Streptophyta; Magnoliopsida; Poales; Poaceae. The record is from RefSeq and is a predicted model, not a curated record.